UCUUCAUCUCACACAUCUCACACAUCUCACACAUCUCUAUUCUCUGACUAUACGUAUUGUACAUUUGGUGUUUACUUGUAUGCGUACUGUGUAUUGUCAUACGAGUGUUACUGUCAGAAAACAUUAAUUAUUUGAAUAUUUUUCAUAAAACAAUUUACAAAUCGUCAAUAUAAGUUAUUCAUAAUCAUCAUAAUCAUGGAUGAUUUACAAAAUUAUAAACUGCAGCUUCAACAGGUUGAAGCUGCUUUAACAACAGAUCCUUCAAAUGAAGAACUGUUGAAAUUGAAAAUAGAUUUAGAAGAAGUCAUUGAGCUCACUCAUGAUUUAAUCAAGUCUCAACAACAAGAAAAACGGCAAGCCAAUGGCAUGGAUCCUAAAGAUCCAAUCUUACUUGCUGUAUUAGCUAAUAAAUGGAAAGUUGGAGAUCAAUGUAUGGCUCCCUGGAGCGAGGAUGGAAAAUAUUAUGAAGCAACAAUUGAUGCGAUAAAUGAAGAUGGAGUCGUUAAUGUUACUUUUAACGAGUUCAAAAAUACUGAUGUUACGAUGCUUAAUCAAUUAAAAUCAGUUGCUAAGAGGCCAGCAUCUGAUUGGGCUGAUCAAAAAUCAAAAAAAAUGCAAGCAGCAGCAGCUGGUGCCGAUCCAAAUAAACAACGCGAAUAUUUAAAAAAGAAAAAACAAAGAAAAUUGCAACGGUUUAAAGAGCUAGAAGAAGAACGUGAACAAGAAAAAAAUAAAUGGCUCGCAUUUACUACAAAGUCUGCCAAAAAGGGGGUUACGAAAAAAAGUAUUUUUGCUACACCAGAAAAUGUAAAUGGUCGAGUAGGAAUUGGAACUUGUGGAGUUAGUGGACGAGAAAUGACUAAAUUUAGUAACGGAGAAAAAUGGAGACGUGGAGCUUAACUAUUGUAAAUAUACGGAUAAAAUACUAUAAAUCAAUAACAGAUUACAAAUUAUUGCAUUAAUAAUAAUUGUUAUAUAUAAGCACAUUAUUUGUGCUAAAGACUUUUUGUUGAGAUAUUUAAGAGCUAAAUAUCGUAAACAAAUCCUAAAUAGCUCUUUCUUAUAAUGUAAACUAUUGUUAGCUACAAUCAUUCGUGGCCAGUAGCCACUUAGAUUAUCAAAUUGUAGAGUAGUCAAUCCAUUUCAUUUGCCACAAAAAUGAUGAUUAAACCCAUUUUGGGUUCCUGUAUAAAAAAUAUUAAUGAGUUAACGAUUUUUUUAGAUUAAAUUAUAUGAUUGUGAAUGUUUGAUGUAUUGGAUGUAAGAGUGAAGUGUAAACUGUAUAAUUAAUUCGAUUUAAAUUUAUUUGUAUUUACUAGUCUAGAUGACUUAUUGGUAUCAAUAAAUAUUUCUAUUUUAAACGUUA
Molecule: messenger RNA, 1366 nt
Organism: Chelonus insularis
Lineage: Eukaryota; Metazoa; Arthropoda; Insecta; Hymenoptera; Braconidae
Gene: Spf30
Product: Splicing factor 30
Exons: 5
Coding region: 196-900 (234 amino acids)
Biological process (GO): regulation of alternative mRNA splicing, via spliceosome; mRNA processing
Cellular component (GO): nucleus; cytoplasm; precatalytic spliceosome
Molecular function (GO): RNA binding
Source: RefSeq, a predicted model, not a curated record